Gadus chalcogrammus (walleye pollock) is the source of this 591-nucleotide messenger RNA. RefSeq names its product protein PERCC1. Bases 1 to 591 code for a protein of 196 amino acids. Lineage: Eukaryota; Metazoa; Chordata; Actinopteri; Gadiformes; Gadidae. The record is from RefSeq and is a predicted model, not a curated record. The transcript has a single exon.
AUGGCCGACCUCCCUCCUCUCCAGCCGGCGGUGGACAUGACCCGACAGCUGCUGAGGUUCGCCAACCUCAUCAGCAGCGACGUACGCCGCUACUUCGGCCCCGGGGCCGGCGCCCAGGACCCGGGCGAGGGCCCCGGCGACCCUCUCCCCGGGACCUCCAGCGGGCGGCUGCGUUACUACGACGACCUGCUGAAGAUCGCCAGGACGGAGGGUCCGGGUUCGGACGGCCGCGAGGCGACCCACUCGGGUCAGAGGGACGGAGGGGGGGCCGGGGGAGGGGCCUCGGGCUUGGGGCCCCUCGCCGAACUGUUCGACUGCAGCAGGCUGACCCAGGGGUGCAGCCAGCCCUGGGUCCGGCGGCACCUCCCGCUGAGCUUCUGGACCGAGCCCACCCCCCGCUGCUCCGAGCCCGCCCACAAAACGACAUUCCCGGCAGGGGGGACGCACACGGACCUUGACGCGCAGGAGCACUACGGCGGCUCACACUCGCACGCAGCCGAGUCGCACCCCACGCUGGACCACGCGCACCCGGACUUCAGUGACCUGCUGGCCCACUGGGACCCCCACCCGGAGCUCCCUCACGCACUGUGA